Pyrus x bretschneideri (Chinese white pear) is the source of this 333-nucleotide messenger RNA. RefSeq names its product loricrin-like. The transcript has 2 exons. Lineage: Eukaryota; Viridiplantae; Streptophyta; Magnoliopsida; Rosales; Rosaceae. The coding region runs from base 1 to 333 and encodes 110 amino acids. The record is from RefSeq and is a predicted model, not a curated record.
AUGACAAAUGGACAUAGUAAUAGGAGUGGGGGCCACAACAGCAUUGGUGGUAAUGGUUGUGGUGGUUGCGGUAGAGGUGUGAUGGUGGUGCUAAUAGUGGGAUAUGUUGGUUGGGGUGGAAAGGUAACAAUGGUGGUAGGGCGAUGUUGCAGUAAUGGUAGUGGUGGCGGCGGCGGCGAUGAAGGCAUCGAUGGUGGUAAUAAUGGUGGUAGUGGUGGUGGUGGCAUUGGUAGCGGUGGGGGUGGCGGUAGUGAUGGUGGUGACAAUGAUCGUAGUGAUGACAAUGGUGGAGGUUGUGGUUAUGGCGAUGGUGAUGGCAAAAAUGAGUGGUGA